UAAUGUAAUAGUGAAAGCCCACACGAUUUCCCAUCAGAGACUGCCCUCUGCUCUGUCACAUGGUGCACUGUUGGUUUUCACCCAGGACAAGAGAGGACGGGACAAACAAAACUGGACACAGAGAAAGAUAACACCGAGCUUCACCUUUUCUGACACAAAACCUACCCUGAGCAUCCUUUUCUUUGCCCGGGAGAAUUACUUUUCCCCAAUUUUUGCAUUGUUUUUGUAGCGCUAUGAAGUGAAACUCCGCCAUAUUCAGCCCACCACGCCCGCAGCACAGCUACCAGGGGUAAAGACUCGCAGCUUCACAGUCUACUUAAGUUGUUGCACAAACUUAAUUUCCUCUUCACAGGAGAGGAACAAGGUGAAGUGUUAUCCAGGAGUAAUGACUCUGAGCUACGUGGGUGCUUGCUGCCUCAGCCCAGAGGCCAAAGAGGCUCGCAGGAUCAACGAUGAGAUUGAGAGACAGCUCCGCCGGGACAAGAGGGACUCCCGACGGGAAUACAAGCUCCUUUUGCUCGGAACUGGUGAAAGUGGGAAGAGCACUUUCAUCAAGCAGAUGAGGAUCAUCCAUGGCCGUGGGUACUCUGAAGAGGACAAGAGAGGCUUCACCAGGCUGGUCUAUCAGAACAUCUUCACAGCCAUGCAGGCCAUGAUCCAGGCCAUGAGCGCAUUAAAGAUCCCCUACAAGUACGGAUACAACAAGGAAAACGCCAUUAUUGUCCGUGGGGUUGAUGUGGAAAGAGUCACGACAUUAACAAAGCCUUACGCAGACGCCAUCAAGAGCCUGUGGAGCGACCCAGGGAUUCAGGAAUGUUACAAUCGUAAGAGGGAAUACCAGCUCUCAGACUCAACCAAAUACUAUCUGAAUGACUUGGAACGGAUUUCUGAAAGUGGUUAUCUGCCAACCCAGCAGGAUGUCCUGAGGGUCAGGGUGCCCACAACAGGUAUUAUAGAGUACCCCUUUGACCUGGAGAAUGUGGUGUUCAGGAUGGUGGAUGUGGGUGGCCAGCGUUCAGAGAGGAGGAAGUGGAUUCACUGUUUUGAGGAAGUGACUUCCAUCAUGUUCCUGGUGGCGCUCAGCGAGUACGAUCAGGUCCUUGUUGAGUCCGUCAAUGAGAAUCGUAUGGAGGAAAGCAUGGCCUUGUUCCGGACAAUCAUAACAUACAAGUGGUUCAAAGAUUCCUCCGUCAUUUUGUUCCUCAACAAGAUAGAUUUACUGGAGGAGAAAAUCAUGCACUCACAUUUGGUCGACUACUUUCCCGAGUAUGAUGGUCCCCCGAGGAACGUCAAAGCAGGACAAGAUUUCAUCUUAGAUAUGUUUGUGAGUCUCAACCCGAACGAGAAAAAAAUCAUCUACUCCCACUUCACCUGUGCCACAGACACAGACAACAUUCGAUUUGUGUUCAGCGCGGUGAAGGACCACAUCUUGCAAAUCAACCUGGAGGUCUACAACUUGGUUUAAAACUGUAGUGCUGCUGAUGUAAUUCAAUCGGCUUUGUACAGCUGGCAGACCAGGGAGCUCUGCAGUGAUUCAGUUUGCCUCACACUGCUACUGAACACUAUAAUCCACAACAGGAAAUUGAGAAGCUACAGAGCUUGUAGCCAAAUGACUCUACUACUGAUGUAUUUCAAAUUUCGCUGUUAGGCUCUUUGAAAAUGGAUGUCUCCAGCUAUAAUGAAGUGUGUCCUGACAAUUAAAGUGCUGCCUUAGUGAGGAGUCUAUUAUAGUAUGCACUCUGAAAUUUAUGGAGCUCUUUGUGAACGAUUUCAAGCAGCAACGGUAUAAAUGCACAUGGAUGGAUUGAGAGGGAAAAAAGUAUUUCAAGUGGCCUCAAAAAGCCGCCAAGGACUUGUAAUGUACUGGGUCUCUCCUUCAGGGAAUCUGUGGAAGUGAAUGUAGAACUGCAAUGCAGCACCUCACAUCACUAACCCAAGUUGUUGUUUUUUUUAAGUUAAGAACAGUUUUAAAUAAUCUAAAUGCUUAGUGUGUGUCUUGACUUAAUGGGAAACGAGUAAUAAUUAACACUAAUGACACACUUUAUUAUGUUGGUAUUUGUGCUGCGAUUCUCUUUGUGUGUACCUCACUUGAUUGGGUAUUAUCACUUCAGCCUCAUUUCAAAAGAUUUUGACAUAAUUGUCUGUGAUGGCAUUAUUCAGUCUUAAACCACUUCUUGUGAGCACUGCAUUCAUAUAUUUGUACGUUAUUUCUUUUGUUGUAGAAUCAAGUGUUCAUGCAGUUCAGGGACUAUUUGAUUGGAUUUUAUGUAGUUUUCUUGCCUUAAAAUGAUUUGCUAAAGCAGCCGUAGAACUUGACCCAUUAUUUAUCUGAAUGCCUAUUGUAAAUAUCACACGGUACAUUAAUGGUACGCAUUUUUCACCUUUGCUUGCGUCAAGGUAAGUGUUAAAAGGCUAACUGCUGAAGAGGGAGCCGCUAAGUUCUCUUCUUCAUACGCUGUUAAAGGGUAUUAAAUGCAUGAAUAAAAAGCUAAUGAGAGCGUAUCCUCUGCACUAAUGUUUACACGACCCUUUUCUUCUCAUUAGAAAUAAUUGCAGCCUAGUGUGAACGGUUUAAUUUAUGGUUACAUUUCACUGUCACUGCGAUAUCUUAAUGCAGUCUUAGAGGUUUUUUUUAAUCUGAUUGGAUAAAUAAACAGACAUUUGCUGCUCA
This is a messenger RNA of Centropristis striata (black sea bass), 2671 nucleotides long. Its product is annotated as guanine nucleotide-binding protein G(q) subunit alpha-like. The transcript has 8 exons. The record is from RefSeq and is a predicted model, not a curated record. Gene Ontology annotation, molecular function: G protein-coupled receptor binding; guanyl nucleotide binding; GTPase activity. The coding region runs from base 386 to 1465 and encodes 359 amino acids. Lineage: Eukaryota; Metazoa; Chordata; Actinopteri; Perciformes; Serranidae. Gene Ontology annotation, cellular component: heterotrimeric G-protein complex. Gene Ontology annotation, biological process: phospholipase C-activating dopamine receptor signaling pathway; adenylate cyclase-modulating G protein-coupled receptor signaling pathway; action potential.